AAUUUGUGGAGCAAUCAUCCUCACGCUCUUUAACAAAAAUCUUUAAGGAAAAACAAAGUUUAAUAUCAAGAUUAUAUAUUUAAAACAAAUUAUCACAUUCUAUUUUCCAAAAUUUUGGCGAAUCGUUCCCGUCCCAUAGGAUCCUUCAAUAAUUCACGCAUACUAAAUGCCCAUCGUUUGCAGCGGCGCAUAGAAACUUCGUUGCUACAAAAUUGAAAUAAGAUAUUCUUUUCUUUGCAGAUUUUUCAGACGACCAAUUAAAUUGUUUCAAGUGGACAGCUGAACAAGGCCAAUUUCUACUUUAAACGCUGUGACAACAUGUAAUUGUGCAUUUUUAUAAUGAACCCUAUAAACCUUUAAGCGAACAAAAAAAAAUAAUUUGAAAGAAAUAAAAAUUUAACCAAAAACGCGUUAUGAUACAUAACCAACCCCCAACAUUUAUAUUAACAAAAUCAGCUGCAUUAAGAGUCCUUCAAGAAUCCUGUUUCCAAUACUGCCGCUAACCUUUUAAAUCAUCAUUAAUGGGGCAAAAUAAUGUUUGGGUCAUAUGAUCUAAAAAUGGCCAAAUUGCUUAAAAAAUUUAUUGCUCAAUCUCAACAACCACCACCACAGCCACAAAAUACCGCAAUAUAUUAAUUUUAAUAAUGAUAAUUAACGAAAAACAUUUUUAACGCCUUUUAUUCAUCCUAAUGAUAAUUGUCGAUCAUCAUCGCUAAACAGAUAAACGGCUAAACAGCUAAAAUACUCAACAACGAUCAACGAAACUUACAAAAGAAAAUCCUAAUAAUUAAUUCACCACGCAACUCACUCACAUUUGUGAGCAUUCCAACACACAUUAAAAUUCUCUUAACCAUACUGUGAUAUCAAAAACCAAAAGAUGAAGUCGUUGGCCUUAAACUUGUUCCAAAAAAUACUUCCACGUUUGCUGCUCCUACUGUUGAUACUUUUGGGAGUGAUGGCAGCGACGGGGACGGGGGCCAAGGCAACGACGCUGGAAGGUGCAUCAUCCACAUUAACAUCAACAGCAUCAUCUUCAUCACCAGCAACACACAGCAGAGUUUCAUUAAGAAAUAGAUCCUCUAACGCGCGUACCACCACACCAGCGCCUCCCUCUUUGCCAAAGCCACCACAAUUGAGACGUCGUGCUACCAGCACCACAACCUCAAGCAGCAAUUCGGCACUGGCAUCAGCUGUCUCCACAAAAUCGCCUGUGCCGGUUCCAAGCCAAAGGCAAAGACGUCCUCAGAUCUCUAGACAGCACGCGGCAGCAUCAUCAGCAGAAAUUAUGGCUAGCACCAGCUCAAAGCCGGCACUCAUAAGCGAGAUCUCCUCCGGCCAGGCAUCGACGAGGCUGGCAAGGCAUGUGGAUGCCACCACUCCACAAACGAAGAAUGACGAUGUAAGCAUUGGUCGCAGUAAUGUGCGACAGCAUCGUAGUUUCCAAAGCAAUAGCAACGGCAAUGCUCGUCAUUCCUAUGAAGAUGUGGAGACGUCAAAACAAAAAACUCCAGUCAUACAAAAACGCCGCUCUUACACUCGUGUCGACUCGACCACCACCACCACUGAGGGCACUAAAAGCUCCGCCGAAAGUCCAUUGCCCAGACAUCAGCGUCUUAGAACGACAACGAAUUACAAUACCAAUAGCAAGGCACCACCAUCACCACUAUCCUCAUCAUUGUCAGCCUCACAUGCCGAUGGCCGACCAUCAGUUGGUCCUAAUCGAAGCAUAUCAGCUCCAACGCCGCCACAAACUGGCAACUCGAAUGCCAGCAACAACAACAACGAAAAAUUGACAAGUCGGCACAAUCUGCAGACACCAAAAACACCUCGCAUGAUUCAACGUCUUGUUGCUGGACAUAUACAAAACACCGAUAGUCGCUCCUCUGCCACUACGAUAAGCAACAGUACUCUUAGCGAACGUGAGUCUAUGACGACGGGACAACAAACUGCUAUACCAUUGGGACAAAGCUAUCGCGACAAUAACCUUAAUGCCAACAUCCGUAUAGAUUCACAACAUACAUCUGCGGGAAGCUCAACUCAAAAAGACUCAGACCAGGAUUACCAUGAUGAUGAUGAGGCUUUAUUAGAAGAUUCCGGAGAUUUUGAUAAUUGGGAUAAUGGCAUUUUACGACUUAGUGCAGGAGCUGGCAAGGAGAAUAGUCCCAAAACCAAAAAGAACAAAGAGGAUUCCAAGAAGACAUUGGCCGAUCAGGUUCGAGAUGGAAAGUAUGGUCUCAUUGAGAAGGAGUUAUUUCGUCGUCCACCCAAAAGACCCGGCGUACUCAGCUAUCUUCCCAAUAAGGAAGUGCCAGAGGAUAAUGAACGAAAUUUCGGAGGUUUAAACGAGGAAGACAUUUGGCUGGCCGAAGAUCAUCUGCUGGUUAUUAAGGGUGGCAGCUUAAAUGAGGACAAUGAAGCCGAACCGUGGCCUGCCAUCGAUGACUACAAUGCUGCAGGCAGGCCAAUUAAAAUUCCCGACAACCCCAAAGUUCCGCCACCAUUUCCUGUCCAGCUCGAAGAAAAUGGGCCCGUACAGCUUAUCGGAAAUAAUAAACUCACGGUCGUCUAUCCGGUCGCUAACGAACCGUUAUCGCUUUAUACCACAGGCCCAGAGGCCCACCACACGUCGGCCGAGAGUGACAGUGACGACGAGAAAAAUCUUAUUGCCCGGCCGGGAAAGAUUAAAGGUCUUAAGGAAAACCACAACAAUAACAACGAACCGGGCUACAACUACGCGUCGCCCUCGCUACCCUGGCUUUCUUCCAACCAAACGACUGGUGAUACGUCCACAUUGAGCCGACCGGUUAAUUUCCCCAUCUUGGGGCCUUUCUUGUAUGGACGCAAUGGCUCAUUGGACAAUGCCACCGAGGACUUUGAUGAAGAUGACCCCUCGCUAUACUACCCGCCUCCAUAUAGCUUUGUUUACAAAAGCAAUUACACAAACCCAGUACCGCCUGGACCUUUGGUACCGGGUAUAGUGGUUCCACCGCCGCCUGAUCAUUUCAGUAGAUUGGAGAAACUCGAAAAGGAAAGAAGACCCAGCGGCGCAUCGAUACCAUCAAGAUAUAGAGGUUAUGGUACUACAACCACCACAACUCCGCCGACAACAACAACGACAUCUACGACGACAACUACGACCACCACCAGCACCACUACAACCACGGAGUCACCAUUUAGACAUUCUAUAACAAAGAUUUCCGAAUAUACUCCAAAGGUUAUAAAUCUGGCUGCCUCUCCGCCAAGGCCAGUGUAUAGCCCAACAGCAUCUCCAGCCAGCAGAUUCCAGCCCCUACCUUCACCCAGCCCCCCACCACCAACGAACUCAGGCAUUGUUCAGCCAGUACCUGUGCCAGUGGCCGUGCCCAUACCCAUCUAUUCGGUUAAUGUGGAGCCCGGCACCAUAUCAUUUGUGCCCACCACACCACAAUCUCAAAUCGAAUCCUUGUCCAAAUCGAAUCCCAUCUACUACGAAUACUUUGAGGCCAAACGUCAGCCGGGAGGCUCACAUCUUAUUGAUGAUUUUCUAUCGAGCACGGAGAAACCCUAUCCCACCCCCUCGCCCAAGCCCAUCAAAUUGUACAGCACCAGCAAAAGGCCAUAUAAAAAUCGCAAUUAUCCACAGCCUUUGGCUCCCAAUCAUCGCUAUGUGGACGAAAAUGUGGUGGUCAUUACGCCCAAGCCAGAAGUUCGCCUCAAGCAGAGGCCCUACUACAAACAAAGACCUUUGCACAAUUUCGAACAGGAUGUCCAGAAUAUCAGAGAUAGCCUACGAUAUUAUCAAAAUCAGGAGCUUCGUGAUAACAAUAUACCUCGCACCCCUAAGGCCAAGCCAGUCUUUGACUACAAUUUUGACUCUUCCAAAUCGGUGACCAAUGCUGAGGGUGUGCGCAACACUUUUCAACCUCCUUUGGAGUUCGAUGUGGAACCUUUCCAACCUAUGGUGACCUAUAGUCCACCGGCGAGCGAUGAAGAUUCCUUCAAAGCUGUCAAUGUGGAUAAAGUGGACGAGUCGUCCUCAUCUUUACAAGCCCAGGGGCGUGAAGAGCUCGAAGAGCAAUAUGAUUCACAACCCAAAUAUAUCAGCACUACUACCCUGGUACCGGUACAGCAACCAGAACGCUCCAAGAAAAUAAGAGUAGGGGCCAAGUAUUUGCAGCAGCCUCAGCAGCUACAUGUGCAUCAGUAUCAGCAGCAGCGACAACAGCAAUACUCACAACAGCAAUACCAACAACAUCAGGAAUAUAAUCGAUGGGUGGCCGUCAAUAAACAGGAGUUUGGAGGCUACACACCCCAGGAAACUCUGCCUCCCAGGGAACGCUAUCAGGAGCCUCAACGCAAUCGUGACUACAGCGGUUACUACUAUGGACCCAGUCGACAAAACAAUCGCUUCUAUGAGGAACCCUUCCAGACCACCCCUAACCGUAAAAUCGUCAACUAUCGACCACAGCAACAGCAGCCAGCGCAACAGCAGUUGCCCCAGCACAACCCAGUAUGGAGUUUGGAAAAUGAUACCUAUGUCAAUUAUGCACCCAAUAGGCCACCACUGAAUCCGGAUGCAGAAUUCAUAAAUCCCUAUCAAACCAUUCCAGUGAAUACAUAUCAGGCUCAACCGCCGCAGAGAUUUGCCAAUUAUCAGCAACAGCAACCUCAGUUGUCGGUGCAGCAACAACUGGGUCCACCUCCACCUCCUCCGGCCCUAUCGCAUCAAUCUCAAUAUUAUACUCCCCCACAACGUUUGCCCGGUCGCCAAUAUCAAACGCAGCCUGGACCAGCCCCAGUGUCUCUGCAUCGUGAUAUUCUGGUUAACUAUCGUCAACCUUUGCCACCUAUAAAUCCGGACAGCGAAUACAUCUCCCAUCCCCAGGUGGUGCGUAAUCAGCAAGGAGUCAAUCCCUAUUAUAGACCUCAAAACACAUAUCGCCAGUCAGCCCCAGCCAUACCGGUGCCCAAUCUUAACAUCGAAGGUGAAGCGGAUGUGUAUUUUUUGACCCCUAAAUUUAGGCGGGCCAAUAACCUAAACAAUAAUCCCAGUAAUCGAAAUCAAGCACCACAACAAGUGCAGCAGCAGCAGCAACAACAACAACAGGGUAGCAAUGGCAAGUAGAAGGAUCAGACACAGAGUUAUCUUAAUGAAGAAAUCUAGGGGCGCCGACAAUGGUGUCCUUGUUAAAUCUUUCAGCGGCAGUGACUAACAAUUCCCUACCAUUAGACGUUCGUUUAGCAGACUUUGGCUGUUUAAGCUUCAAAAAAUGGAGUUUGGUAGUAGUUAUGGGUUGUAAUUGUUUAUAUAUUUCAUUUAAUUUGUCUUUGCUAAGGCAUUGGACAUCUGAAAAAAGGAAAAAUGGUAAAAACUAAAAUCCUCCUAUCUAGCAUUAUUCAAGGUCAGAUAAUGAAACAAUUUCUUUGCUUUGCUAACCAAUUGACACAAGAGAUCAGAUAUUAACGUAAAAAAAGAGUCUUCUUUUGGUGGUUUCUUUAACCUACUGAAAAAACAUUUCCUACAAGUUUUUUUUGGAUUUUUUGACAAAAAAAUUG
This is a messenger RNA of Stomoxys calcitrans (stable fly), 5535 nucleotides long. RefSeq lists its product as uncharacterized. The transcript has 6 exons. Bases 878 to 5104 code for a protein of 1408 amino acids. NCBI's taxonomy places the organism in Eukaryota, Metazoa, Arthropoda, Insecta, Diptera, Muscidae. The record is from RefSeq and is a predicted model, not a curated record.